This is a messenger RNA of Lepidothrix coronata (blue-crowned manakin), 2332 nucleotides long. It is a transcript of the gene FBLN1, whose product is annotated as fibulin 1. Lineage: Eukaryota; Metazoa; Chordata; Aves; Passeriformes; Pipridae. The transcript is spliced from 17 exons. Bases 63 to 2123 code for a protein of 686 amino acids. Gene Ontology annotation, molecular function: calcium ion binding; peptidase activator activity. Gene Ontology annotation, cellular component: extracellular region. The record is from RefSeq and is a predicted model, not a curated record. Gene Ontology annotation, biological process: extracellular matrix organization.
GCGAGCUGUGCGGGGCCCGGCCGCUGCUGCUGCUGCGGCUGCUGCUGCUGCUGCUGCCGGCGAUGCUGCCGCCGCUCCGGGCACGAGAGCUGUCAGUGGAAGAAUGCUGUGACAAGGGUGUUGAAUGGGCAAACAAAAACAGAAUGUGUGCUUCUCUGCCACCGAUAUCCGAGUCCAGAGAAUGCAGCAUGAGCCAGGAGCAGUGCUGCCGCAGCCAGCUGGAGAAGCAGUCCUGCUCCGACGGCGUGGAAUUUGCCAACGUGCGCGAGGAGUGCGACUCACAUGCUGCUGAAAAUUCCACCUGCGAGGCCCAGCACUUCAAGACGUGCUGUUACUGUUGUUUGCUGGGAAAGGCCGCCCAAGUUCAAGGACAGAGUUGUGACCCCAACCCGAAGAUGGGACACCAGUGUGGAAUUGUCUUUAGAUCCUGCUGUGGGAAAGGUCCAGAAGGCAUUGAUCUGUCCAUCAGCGAUGAUGCUCCCAAAAACCAGCAAGUUGAGAUUUCAAAGGAGGAAUUAGACCAAGAAGAUCCUUAUCUGCACGAUGGCUGCAGAGGUGGUGGGCCCUGCUCUCAGCAGUGCAGAGACACAGGAUCCAGCUACGUGUGCUCCUGCUUCGUGGGUUAUCAGCUCCAACCAGACGGGAUCACCUGUGAAGACAUCAAUGAGUGCAUCACUGGGACACACAGCUGUGGGCUUGGCCAAACCUGUGUCAACACCUUGGGAUCCUUCCGCUGCCAGCGGGACACCAGCUGUGGGACCGGCUACGAGCUGACAGAUGACAGUCGCUGCAAAGAUAUUGACGAGUGUGAGACUGGUACUCAUAACUGCCCCCCCGAUUUUAUCUGUCAGAAUACUCCAGGAUCCUUCCGUUGCCGACCCAAGCUACAGUGCAUGAGUGGCUUUAUACAAGAUGCGCUCGGCAACUGUAUCGAUAUCAACGAGUGCCUGAGCACCAACACGCCCUGCCCGGCUGGGCAGAUCUGUAUUAACACUGACGGCUCCUUCACCUGCCAGCGAAUCUCACCCAGCUGUGGCCGAGGGUACCACCUCAACGAGGAUGGAACGAGAUGUGUAGAUGUGGAUGAGUGCUCAUCCCCCAACCAGCCCUGUGGGGAGGGACACGUGUGUAUCAAUGCCCCGGGCAAUUACCGCUGCGAGUGCAAGGCUGGCUACACCUUUGAUGUCAUCAGCAGGACCUGCAUUGAUAUCAACGAAUGUAGACGCUACCCAGGCCGCCUCUGUGCUCACAAGUGUGAGAACACUCCUGGCUCCUACUACUGCACUUGCACCAUGGGAUUCAAACUUUCAGCUGACGGGAGAUCGUGUGAAGAUUUAAAUGAGUGUGAGAGCAACCCCUGCAGCCAAGAGUGUGCCAACGUGUACGGCUCCUACCAGUGUUACUGCCGCCGGGGCUUCCAGCUCAGCGACAUCGACGGCAUCUCCUGCGAAGACAUCGAUGAGUGUGCUCUGCCCACCGGAGGGCACAUCUGUUCCUUUCGGUGCAUCAACAUUCCUGGGAGCUUCCAGUGCACUUGUCCCUCCUCUGGCUACAGGCUGGCACCCAAUGCACGCAACUGCCAAGACAUCGAUGAGUGUGUUGCAGAAAGCCACAACUGCUCUUUCAACGAGACCUGCUUUAACAUCCAGGGCAGCUUCCGCUGCCUGUCCCUGGAAUGCCCGGAGAAUUACCGCAAGUCAGGAGACACUGUGAGGCUGGAGAAGACAGACACCAUCCGCUGCAUCAAGUCCUGCCGGCCAAACGAUGUCAACUGUGUGCUGGAUCCAGUCCACACCAUCUCCCACACUGUCAUUUCACUGCCCACCUUCAGGGAGUUUACAAGACCUGAAGAGAUCAUUUUCCUUCGUGCUGUCACACCCACGUAUCCGGCCAACCAGGCAGAUAUCAUAUUUGACAUUACAGAGGGAAAUUUGAGAGAUUCCUUUGACAUCAUCAAGCGUUACAUGGAUGGUAUGACAGUGGGUGUCGUUCGCCAGGUGAGGCCCAUCGUUGGCCCCUUCCAUGCCAUCCUGAAGCUGGAGAUGAACUACGUGAUGGGGGGGGUGGUGUCCCACCGCAACAUCGUCAACGUGCACAUCUUCGUGUCCGAGUACUGGUUCUGAGGGAGCCCUGCACCCCAGGGCCCGGCCUGCAGCAGUACCACGAGCUACUAUGUCAUAUACUUGUUUGUAAAACCCCAUAGUGUCCUUCUGUUUGUUUUAUUUUUAAAUAUUUGGUUUAUAGUUUAAGACAAAUAGCAAGCUAUUGCGUUGGUUAGACGUAGGGCGGAGCGGAUUAAGGGAGCCUGAUGUAGUUUGUCUGUAUAAAUAAG